GUCGAUACCAUGACUUUGGACCUCAGUCGGGCUAGGGCGGACGUGGAUCUGAUUUAUGCUCGUCACGAUGGCUUCCUCUGUUGCUGCAGUAUUGUCGCAUGGCGUGGCAGCCGCCCCGAUGAAGCUUCAUUUCCCAAAACUUGGGUUGUCCCACAUUCGCAUUCCAGCAGUUCCGCCACCUCCAUGCUCAUGGCGAGUUCCCCUGCGUUCCCAUCCGCGAUGGUGUGCGACCCUUGUGGCCGCGUCGGCACCAAGCGCCCCCGCGCGGCGAAAGCCGCAAUCUCCGACGACAACGAGCAAGAAGGCACGGGGAUGUGGACCACCGCCGAGCACAUUCGGUUCCUGGAAGGGGUGGCCAAGUUCCCCAAAGGCCCGUGGAAGUACGUCGCCGAGAUUGUUCAAACCCGCACGGUGCGGCAAAUCCGAACCCACGCACAAAAGUACCGCGAAAAGCAGGCGCGCCACCGGCGUGGGCUGCGGUUUAAACCGUCCACCACCAGCACGUCCAGCGACGACAGCGACGAUGCGCGCAGCUCUGUGGACCCGGUCGCUGUCGAAGACGUCGCUGUCGUGGCGAACACGUACGAUUGGAAUUUGGACCCGCUGCCGUUCUCGAGCAGCCCCAUCCAACUUGACGAGUGCAUGUCGUUCCUUCUGGAAGCCUUCCCCGAGACCGCGUUCUAGAACGUAGUGCCAUGGAUGUGUAUUUACCAUAAUUUACAGCGUUGCUUUCCUGUCUUCUGGAGCGGCGAAGCUUGCCAGCG
Molecule: messenger RNA, 764 nt
Organism: Aphanomyces invadans
Lineage: Eukaryota; Oomycota; Saprolegniomycetes; Saprolegniales; Verrucalvaceae
Exons: 1
Molecular function (GO): DNA binding
Source: RefSeq, a predicted model, not a curated record